AUCUCAGGGCAGCUGCAUGAUUUCCUGAGCAUUUUAUUGCUGGAGCUAGGGAUAAAAGCUCAUUUAUAUAUACAAACAGCAAUUCUCCAGUUUCUAUUUUUCCUCCUCUGUUCAUUCUCCUCCCCAAUUUGCAUCAGAGAAGCCAAACUCUGGCAUACUUUAAACAGUUUGAGGAUUAAUCUGAAAGAGGAAGAAGACUCUGUAUAUAUUGGCUAGCAGAUGUGCCCUGCCCCGCCCUCUCCUCUCUUGAAAAUAGCAGCGAUCCAUCUUUGCAAAGAAGCUUGCCUAGAGAGCAAGCACAUAUAAAAAUCUCCAAGGUAUCCUGAUUUGCUCGGCAGCUCACCAAUGAAGGUUAGCUCUCCAAGGGACUCGUAGAUACAUUUACUGAAGACCUGGAGCCUGUUUCUGAGAGCCAAUGCAAAAGGAUCCUAAACUGUGAACCUUGAAGACUGCAGUCAAAUCUUCUUCCAAUUCAAUCUAUUCACUGAGAACAGAUACCGGGCUGCCUAUACCUGAGAGGAAUGUAUCUGCAUUACUGUUUUCUACAGUAUUAAAGGAAAUAAGCUUGGGCAUACUUUGACAUUCCAAAGAAGAACUGACCAUCAUAAGAAGGAAUAUUUGUGAAGACUACUGCAGUUCCAGAAAGAGGCACCAAGCAAACAUUCCUAGAGAAACAUGGAUGGAGCUGGAAAUCUGACAGUAUCUUCUUCCAGUAAUAACACGUGCCAUGACACUAUUGAUGACUUCCGCAAUCAAGUGUAUUCCACCUUAUACUCUAUGAUCUCUGUUGUGGGUUUCUUUGGCAAUGGCUUUGUGCUCUACGUCCUCAUAAAAACAUAUCAUGAGAAAUCAGCCUUCCAAGUAUAUAUGAUUAACUUAGCUGUAGCAGAUCUCCUGUGUGUGUGCACAUUGCCUCUCCGUGUGGUCUAUUAUGUUCACAAAGGCAUUUGGCUCUUCGGAGACUUUUUGUGCCGCCUCAGCACCUAUGCCCUAUAUGUUAACCUCUACUGUAGCAUCUUCUUUAUGACAGCCAUGAGCUUUUUCCGAUGUGUUGCAAUUGUUUUCCCAGUCCAAAACAUUAAUUUGGUUACACAGAAAAAAGCCAGGUUUGUGUGUGUUGGCAUUUGGAUUUUUGUUAUUUUGACUAGUUCUCCAUUUUUAAUGGCCAAAUCUUACACAGAUGAAAAAAACAAUACAAAGUGUUUUGAGCCUCCUCAGGACAAUCAGGCCAAAAAUCAUGUUUUGAUCUUGCAUUAUGUGUCAUUAUUCAUUGGCUUCAUCAUCCCUUUUGUUAUUAUAAUUGUCUGCUACACGAUGAUCAUUUUGACCUUACUAAAAAAUUCUAUGAAGAAAAAUUUGUCAAGUCGUAAAAAGGCUAUAGGAAUGAUCAUAGUUGUGACAGCUGCCUUUUUAAUCAGCUUCAUGCCAUAUCAUAUUCAACGCACAAUCCACCUUCAUUUUUUACACAAUGAAACUAAACCCUGUGAUUCUGUCCUUCGAAUGCAGAAGUCAGUGGUCGUAACCUUGUCUCUAGCUGCAUCAAAUUGUUGCUUUGACCCUCUUCUAUAUUUCUUUUCAGGGGGGAACUUUAGGAGAAGGCUGUCUACAUUUAGAAAACAUUCUUUGUCCAGCAUGACUUAUGUACCCAAGAAGAAGGCCUCCUUCCCAGAAAAAGGAGAAGAAAUAUGUAAAGAAGAAUUUAAACCCAUAUCCAGUGUAAACCAAUGAAGAGUUUCCCAAACAUUUUCUAAAAUCAUUUACAAUAAAAAUAAAAAUUUCCAUUAACAAUUUGCAAAUAUUUAA
Molecule: messenger RNA, 1803 nt
Organism: Marmota flaviventris (yellow-bellied marmot)
Lineage: Eukaryota; Metazoa; Chordata; Mammalia; Rodentia; Sciuridae
Gene: Cysltr1
Product: cysteinyl leukotriene receptor 1
Biological process (GO): G protein-coupled receptor signaling pathway
Cellular component (GO): plasma membrane
Molecular function (GO): leukotriene receptor activity
Source: RefSeq, a predicted model, not a curated record